Meloidogyne enterolobii is the source of this 672-nucleotide messenger RNA. The record is from the annotation of a GenBank genome assembly. NCBI's taxonomy places the organism in Eukaryota, Metazoa, Nematoda, Chromadorea, Rhabditida, Meloidogynidae.
AUGACAGUAAUAAACGGAAACACUCCAGACCACUUGGAAAUUAUCGGAAGUGAAGUAAUUCAGCGUUUAUUAGCAGACAAAUGGAAGGCUUUUGCUGAACGUAAAUUAUUCCAGCGUUUAGCUUUAUUGGUAUUCCAUCUUAUUUGUAUUUGCUUUGUUGUGUAUUUACGCCCUGUAGAAACUGACAGAUUGUAUUUAAUAAAGCCUAUAUGGCCAGAUUGGCUCCGAACAGUCUUCGAAAUAUUAACAAUCAUAAGCUGUUUAUGGUUCGUAUUAGGCCAACAAUUGAGUGAACUACGCACCCAAAGCAUUUAUGACUACUUAAGAAAUUUGAUGAAUGCCCCCUCCAAAAUAGUUUAUUUAUUUGCAAAUUUGUGCCUUCUCGCCUGUGCUGUAUUAAGAAUUUUAAGAAUGCCUCUCUUGGAAGAAGCUUUAUUGUCUUUUGCAUUGCCCGGCUCCUGGAUUUUUUUGUUAUUUUUUGCCCGUAGUGCUAAACUGACUGGGCCCUUUGUCCAAAUGAUUUAUAGCAUGAUUGCUGGAGAUAUGGUAAUUAAUUAAAUAUUUUUUGAAAAUUUUAAAAUACAGUUUCGAUUCUCCAUCAUUUCUUCUAUAUUUCUGAUAUCCUUCUCGCAGGCAUUUUUCUUUUUGGGAAAGGAUAUAGAUGCAAAAAGG